This is a messenger RNA of Ilex paraguariensis (yerba mate), 378 nucleotides long. The record is from the annotation of a GenBank genome assembly. Lineage: Eukaryota; Viridiplantae; Streptophyta; Magnoliopsida; Aquifoliales; Aquifoliaceae.
AUGCUCACGAAUAGAAAGUGGGGUGAGGGUGGGGAAAGUGAUGAUCAUAUUGUGCCAUAUCCUGAUGGAAGUGAAGAAAAAUCUCAUGGUUUAUAUAGAGAUCUCAUUAGUAAGGAAUGGAAUCAGGAAGCUGCAGACAUCAAGCAUGCUGAACGGAAGAAAUCUGCUGCUAAAAAUGAAUCCCAUGGAGGUAAACUAGAGGGCAAUUCCCAAAAAAGGACGAAUGAAGGCCUUCACACCACAGGAUUUGGCAUGGACAUAUGGCCUGAUUUGUCUUUAUCCAAUACUGCAAAAACUGAUCAGGAUUCCAUGGACACUGAAGCAUCCAACAAUUUAAUUGAAAUUUCCCAAUAUGAUUCCUCGACAGGCGGUGCGUGA